Messenger RNA from Adineta ricciae, 573 nucleotides. The record is from the annotation of a GenBank genome assembly. NCBI's taxonomy places the organism in Eukaryota, Metazoa, Rotifera, Eurotatoria, Adinetida, Adinetidae.
AUGCAAAUGGAUCCACAUUCGUCCAUCCCGUGUUGUAAUCAACUCAUUUCAAUGCAUUUGAACGAUCAACUUUUAUGUAUGCAUGCAAAACCCGCAAUCAAUCAGCAUCAUUCAUGUGUUUCAUCUUCGAAAUAUUCUUCACAUGAAUUUGAGCAAAUUAAAACUAUUCGUUCGAACUCAUCUAUGAAUCGACAUAUAUCAGUGCCAUCUUAUGAUCACGUAAAUCUUUUCGCUGAAGAUUUCCCGUCGACACGACAUCAAGAAGAUUCUCCGCUGCGCAUUCAUGUUGGAAAUAUUCCAUUUCUCUGGACAGUUGACGAUUUAUGCAAACAAUUUCUCGUUUUUGGACCAAUCAAAGAUCCUGAAAUUGUUUCGAAUGAACGUGGCUCAAAGGGAUUCGGUUUUAUUACAUUCCUUCGUCGUAGUGAUGGUGUAAAUGCUAUUCGUGUCAAGAAUGGCUCGAUUGCUGACGGAAGGAAAAUAACUGUGGCGUUAGCAUCGUCUCGCUCUUCGAACCGAAUCAACUCGUCGCAUUGUCAUUGUUGCUCGCUAAAUAAUCAUUUUGUUAACUGA